Messenger RNA from Aspergillus saccharolyticus JOP 1030-1, 576 nucleotides. RefSeq lists its product as uncharacterized. Lineage: Eukaryota; Fungi; Ascomycota; Eurotiomycetes; Eurotiales; Aspergillaceae. Gene Ontology annotation, cellular component: mitochondrion. The record is from RefSeq and is a predicted model, not a curated record. The annotation marks the transcript as partial. The transcript has a single exon.
UCCUCUUUUCGCCCUAAACCCUCAAUUCGGCGCUACACCUCGACACCUCCUUCCCCUGAACCGAAAGACCUCCGCGCUCGUCUCCAGAGAUUCAACGAUCGACUGCCUCCGUCCCUGCGCGCCUACACCACCCCGCUUUUAGGAGCCCCCGCGACACACGUCACCUCGUUUCUAAUUCUUCAUGAGAUAACUGCCAUUGUCCCCUUGUUCGGACUGGCGGCUGCCUUUCAUUACGGGAACUGGCUGCCGGAUUUGACCGCCACCGAGUCUUUUCAGCAGGGCACGCAGCGGUUUCAACGGUGGUUGCGCAAGAAAGGAUGGGUGGAAGAGGAUACGGAGGUGGAUCUUGCCUCCCUUGAUGGGGUAGAGGGGAAGCUUACGGAACGAGUAGCUGGGAGUAGCAGCAAGCAGAAGGAAGGCGUGCGCUUGGUGCUGGAAUUUGCCACAGCUUAUACCGUCACCAAGUUUCUCCUCCCUCUUCGAAUUGCCGCGAGCGUCUGGGCCACCCCAUGGUUUGCCCGAACGGUUCUCGGCCCCCUGGGGAAAGGGGCUCGGAGUCUAUUUAACAGAAAGUAG